Molecule: messenger RNA, 1039 nt
Organism: Capsicum annuum
Lineage: Eukaryota; Viridiplantae; Streptophyta; Magnoliopsida; Solanales; Solanaceae
Exons: 5
Coding region: 170-379 (69 amino acids)
Source: RefSeq, a predicted model, not a curated record
GCGCUCGCUUAGUAACCCAUUGGGUUAUGAGUUUAGGUUUCGGGGCCCCGAUACAUACCUCCACUUGUCCAGUCACGUUAUAAAUACAACAUCCCCUGCGAAUUCUUAUUUCUUUUUUCUUCCCCUGAAGAUUGUCAAUAUCUCGUUUCUCAGUUGUGCAAUCUUAGCCAUGGCUGGUGGAGGAAAUUUCAUCCAUAGGGUUAUUUCUUAUGUCGCCAAUGAAUUGAUCGUCAACGGUCUCUCCAACAGCGCUAGUUUUCAAAGAUUUGCAGUGAGGACAAAUAGGAGAAUGGAGGAUUUGUCUAAACUGGCUCAGCAGAAGAGGCAAGAAAUUGCUGAUCAGGUGAAGGAUGUCUCUAAAAACUUUGAGAUGGAAUAAUGUAUGAUGCAACUAUAAACUACAAAGAAUUAGAAGAAGUAAUUGCAAUACAACUGAGGAUAGACACGAUUUUAAAUCAAUUUGAAAGAAAGUACAUAAUAAGUGAUAGAUGUCCGCCAAUGGUCAUACACAAUGACACAAGUGUGGAGGUCCAUCUGGAACAAAAAAAGACAGUUGCUGAUUUUUUCGUAAAAUAUCCAUUGUACGUUACAACUAAGGAUAUAUUGGUCGAGCCAAUACAUCCAAAUGAAGGAGCAAUUGUUUGUAUUGGAAAACAGAGUUUUAAUGAAAGAAUUUUGAAGCGGAGAAAUCUAUUUUCAAAUGAUUGCGUUCGUUUGAUAGGCUUAAGUCCAGAUUUUGAAGAAGUUGAAGAACAUAUUGAAAUAAUUGGUGAUGCAACAAAUACUUUAGCAUGAUGGUCUCAAAAGAUCCAGGAGCUGUUCCAAAAUUUCAAAUUCAUAACCCUACAAGUCACAAAUCAAGGAUACAGUAGAUGUUUAUGUCCAACCAUGAAAUUUUUGUCGAGUUAUGACUUUUUUGAAUGUAAUAGGUUCAAACUAUUUUUGUUCAUGAAAGAUUUUGCUAAACUUUAUAAAAUAUUUCUUUUCGUUAAAGUUUGUAUCACGAUUUGAAUGUUUUGUGAAUGUUUUUUUAUUUAUA